Messenger RNA from Aspergillus wentii DTO 134E9, 686 nucleotides. RefSeq lists its product as uncharacterized. The record is from RefSeq and is a predicted model, not a curated record. Lineage: Eukaryota; Fungi; Ascomycota; Eurotiomycetes; Eurotiales; Aspergillaceae. The coding region runs from base 310 to 495 and encodes 61 amino acids. The transcript has a single exon.
ACGAGCUACGAGAAGAGGUAUAUCCCAUCUCAUCCAUCCCCAUCCCCUUCAGUGCCCCGGUCACAAAGCUAAUCUAUUAUGCUGUUUAUCUAUAGACGAGACUGAUCUCCCCACCUCCACUCCACGUCCCGAACCGUCCAAUGCACCAUGGACAGCCCCCCAGGAACCCAGUGCCGAUGCGGAUCGAACCUUUCGUUACAGUGUGUGGUAAGAAGCUUUGGACUGAUAACGCUGCCAUCGGGGACCGCUUUUAACGGGCCAGCCAGAUAUCACUAGGUAUUGGGUCUAGGGUUGUUUCUCUUCUUGGAUAUGAUGAGAAUACGAUCUCCUGAAAGAUCAAACAACAGCAGACACUUUUGGUCGAGUUGGUUAUUCAGCGUGUAUUGGAUUAGCGUGCAUUGGAUUAGCGUGCAUUGGACUUGGGUAAAUAUGAUAAAAAAUGGUAUGGGACAUGGGGGAUGGGACAUGAUUAAGGAUAUUGGAGGUAUUAUAUAAGAUCGGAUAAUUUUUGGGAUCAAUGCACUGGGCACAGGAUAGGUAUAUAGUAAUGUGUGAUAUAAUAGCAUAGUCAGGACUCGAUGUCUAGGUUUGGUUUCAUGAAUCAAUAAUAUCCCAAAGAGGACAACCUUAUUACCUUGAGUAGCCAAUCAAAACAGAGAACGGGUGUUACAAAAAAAGGAACUCGU